Messenger RNA from Microdochium trichocladiopsis, 2674 nucleotides. Its product is annotated as putative threonyl-tRNA synthetase, cytoplasmic. Gene Ontology annotation, cellular component: cytoplasm. Gene Ontology annotation, molecular function: threonine-tRNA ligase activity; ATP binding. The transcript has 3 exons. The coding region runs from base 218 to 2560 and encodes 780 amino acids. Lineage: Eukaryota; Fungi; Ascomycota; Sordariomycetes; Xylariales; Microdochiaceae. The record is from RefSeq and is a predicted model, not a curated record. Gene Ontology annotation, biological process: threonyl-tRNA aminoacylation.
AGUCACUCGCAGCUCUCCCUUUGGGAAUUGAGACACCGGAUUCUGUUUGUGACAAGUUCCCGGUGCCGAUUCUCUGUCCAGCAUUGUGUUCUGUACUGGUUUCUCACCGUUGACUCACACAAGCGGUCUAUAUCACGACGCCUCUCGGGGCCAGCCCUUUCGACACCUGCCUUUCACGAUACCCCACCUCAGACGGACACGAGACAUCGAGUUCACCAUGGAACAAGCCAAGAAGGCCGUCGAGGCCGUCACCGAAGGUGUCAAGAACAUUGCCGUCGGCGACAAGAAAGGAGCGAAGAAGGAGAAGAAGGGUGCGGCUGCCGAUGCGUCUUCCGGCCCUCUCGAGAUUAACCCGGCUCCCGACUUUCUCCAGCACCGUCUCGACCUCUUCGACCGCCUUAAAAAGCGACAAGAUGAGGAACUCGCCAAGAAGCCUCGAGAACCUAUCAACAUCACUAUGCCAGAUGGUAGCAUCAAGGUCGGAACCUCUUAUGAGACCACUCCUGGCGACAUUGCCAAGGGUAUCAGCAGCAGUCUGUACAAGCGCACCGUUGUUGCCAGGCUGAAUGGAGACAAGGAGCAGCUCUGGGAUCUGGAUCGUCCUCUGGAGGCAAGCUGCAGCCUGGAGCUCCUCAACUUCGACGAUGAGCAAGGCAAGAUGGUCUUUUGGCACUCGAGCGCCCACAUUCUUGGCGAGGCUGCUGAGAGACGAUUCGGUUGCAGCCUGUGCAUUGGGCCCCCCAUUGACAAUGGAUUCUACUACGAGAUGGGCCUCCCAGGCGGCGCGGCCGUGCAGACCACCGAUUGGAAGCCAAUAGAGACCAUUGUCACCUCUAUCGUCAAGGAGAAGCAGAAGUUUGAGCGCUUGACCCUGACCAAGGAAGAGCUACUUGAGAUGUUCAACUACAACAAGUACAAGCAACAUAUCAUCAACGACAAGAUCCCCGACGGAACCUCCACUACAGUGUACCGUAACGGCCCUUUGAUCGAUUUGUGCAGAGGCCCUCACGUACCAGACACCGGCAGAAUUGAGUCCUUCGCCAUCAUGAAGAAUUCCGCGUCGUAUUUCCUGGGAGACAACAAGAACGACUCGCUGCAGCGCAUCUAUGGCGUUUCUUUCCCCGACAAGAAACUGAUGGCUGCUCACAAGAAGUUCCUCGAGGAGGCUGCCAAGCGCGAUCACCGCAAGAUCGGCAAGGACCAGGAGCUCUUCUUUUUCCACGAGUUGUCGCCAGGUUCCGCCAUGUGGCUGCCCCACGGUACCAGAAUUUACAACACCAUCCUGGAAUAUCUGAGGGAGCAAUACUGGAAGCGUGGCUACCAAGAGGUCAUUACCCCAAAUAUGUACAACUCAGAUCUGUGGAAGACUUCCGGACACUGGAACUACUACAAGGACGACAUGUUCGUGAUUGACAUGGAGGAGAAUGUCAAGUUUGGCUUGAAGCCAAUGAACUGCCCAGGUCACUGCCUGCUCUUCGGUCACCGCGAGCGGUCACACAGAGAGCUGCCAUGGAGGGUUGCUGAUUUCGGUGUCCUCCACCGGAAUGAGGCCUCUGGAGCUCUUUCCGGCCUGACUCGUGUGCGCAGAUUCCAGCAGGAUGACGCCCACAUCUUCUGCCGUGAGGACCAGAUCAAGGACGAGAUGGCUGACCUUUUUGAUUUCCUGAGGGAAGUCUAUGGCCUGCUGGGCUUGACCUUCAAGUUGAAGCUGUCCACCCGCCCCGAGAAAUAUAUGGGUCAGAUCGAGACUUGGGAUCGUGCCGAGGACAUGCUGCGCCAGUCUCUUGAUGAGUUUGCCGCUUCCGAAGGCGGUGUCGCUUGGACACUCAACCCUGGUGAUGGUGCUUUCUACGGUCCCAAGAUCGACAUCACCCUGGUCGACUGCCUGGGCCGUGAUUUCCAGUGCGCAACUAUUCAGCUCGACUUUAUGCAACCGCAGAACUUUGGUCUUGAGUACAUGACCUCUGAAAGCUCCGCCAAGCCCAAGGAGGAGGUUCCUACCCCACAAGAAGCGCCUAAGGAGGAGACCAAGGAUGGCAAGGUCACUGCUCCAAAGAUCAAGCCUCUGACCCCUGGCUGCGCUCGCCCUGUCAUGAUCCACCGUGCCAUGGCUGGCAGUAUCGAGCGGUUCACUGGUAUCUUGACCGAGCACUUUGCCGGAAGGUGGCCAUUCUGGCUCAGCCCUCGACAAAUCAUGAUUGUGCCGGUUGGAGUUGGUUUUUACCCCUACGCCGAGGAGGUUCAGGCCAUCUUCAAGAAGGAGAAGAUGUACGUCGACAUCGAUCUGAGUGGUAACACUCUCCAAAAGAAGAUCCGCAACGCCCAAUUGGCCCAGUAUAACUUCAUCUUCGUUGUUGGUGAUGAGGAGGUUAAGGGGCGGCAAGUCAAUGUCCGCUUCCGCGACAACACCUCUGCACAAGACCGUGGCAAGCCGAUUGAUAUCGAUGAGGCUGUGGCCAAGAUCCGUAAGCUUAGAGACGACCGUGGCAUGUACAACCCAUUCCCCGAGAUCGUCAAGCCUGAAGCUACCAAAUCCGAGGAGAAGCCUGCUGCUGCCUGAAGUAUUUAGAGAGUCCCAAGGUCAGUGUCUAGCUGGUGACAGGGACGAACAAAUACCACGAGAAAUAAAUAAAUACAUCAAAUAUGACAACAUGAUCUUUUUGUGGCUAAGAGA